AUGGACAUGUACAUCUGCGCCCCCUGGGGAAACUACGAGCUAGAACUCGUCUUCAAGAGCACCAAGGGCGGUAACGCCAUGGAGAAGAUCGCGUGGGAGGUCGAGUACGGCCCUGAUGAGGGGAACUACUCGGUCAUGUACUCGGGACCGUUCCCUCCGCUGGAAUGCAGCAACCUGCACCCCUCCGGCAUCACGUACGAGAGGUGGUACAGCGUGGGGAUAUUCGGCACCGCCGACGGGCCCACAGGUAGCGCCAACUACCACGCCGAGAACUACCACAUGUUCGACGGCAUCGACGACGACGGGGUGAACGCUGACAAGGUCACGACACUGGAGAAAUGCGCGGCCACCUGCACAGCUCGAGGAACGCAGUACUUCGGUCGCGAGUUCGCGGUCAAGCCGUACCGACAACGUCUACGGCGACGGGGGCUCCGUGUGCGCAUCGACAUCACGUUCGGCGGCGACGCCCCCGACUACAAGUGCCUGUGCUCCGGCGACUCCCGCGUGCUGUGCGGUACCGACGACCACAUCUCGGUGUACUCCCUCGACGGCAGGACCGGUGGCGGCGACGACGACUCCGGCAACCCUCCCGUCGACUCCGAGUUCAUCGGAUGCGUUGCCGACAAACCCUGA
This is a messenger RNA of Ectocarpus sp. CCAP 1310/34, 633 nucleotides long. The record is from the annotation of a GenBank genome assembly. Lineage: Eukaryota; Phaeophyceae; Ectocarpales; Ectocarpaceae.